CUUGCUGUCAUGUCAUUGUCAGACGAAAAACAAUGUGAGUGUGUGCGAUAGUGAUAAAAAUGAAAAAUAUGUCUAAGUCCAAAAGUUGAUCUUAGUUAGAUUUUAUGUGAUUAUUAAUUCAUCUUUACCACCUAGUGUUUAGGCAAUUGAAUACUAAGGUAACAACGAUGACACACGUUGAGAAACGCCAGGCUCGACCAGGAAAGGAGACUAUUCAUUCAGGGCAUUUUAUGGUGUCGCAUUUUGAAGCAGAAGCUCAAGAUGAAUUUGACGAUUUGGCAGUACCUGUUCCAGACGAAGAACAGAACAUUCAAAAAGUGUCUGUGGUUACAACUUACACCGUACCUGGCACGAAAGAACAAUUCACUCCCUCAGACAAAAUCGUGACCAAACAACAUCAACAGCUUUCUAUCGAAAUAUCGCUUACAAAAUUAUUCAAAUGUAUGACUUUAGCUUACAGACAAAAACUAACCUCUCCAAAAUGGAAUCGUUUCAAAGGUAUAAAACUCCGGUGGAAGGACAAAAUCAGACUGAACAAUGUUAUAUGGAGAUGUUGGCACAUGCAAUUUAUAAAGAAGCAAAAUACCCUGGUGUGCCAGUUCGCUUCACCGUUAGACGUUGACACUCACGUAAAACCAGAGACAACAAUAUUAGAAGGCAAAUAUUGGAAACGAAGAGCCGAAGCAGUAAUCGCAGAAUAUAAAAAAUGGCGCAUGUUUCAUAUAAUGCGGCUCCUCGGCAAGGGGGACACCGCCGUUCAGGAUACGAUAUCGGACAUGGACACGGUGGAGUCGUUCUCGCAAUGCAGCGACCUCGCGGGCAACAUGUUAACAGACGAGGACUACCUCAGCUUCAUGAGUGACACUCUGUUCUCGACCAUCACCAACCACCAACCUUUCGCGUUCCCCGACUGCAGGGAGAUUGCAAGAGGUGCUAGCUUAGCUGACUUCAUUCAGCCGAGCUUAGGUCCUUUGCAACCUAACCUCGAUGAUUUUAUGGACACAUUGGAACCACUCCAAGAACUUCUGUCGUCAACGCCCCGCCUGCCUCCCGUGCCCGAGGAGAGCGCGCUCCCGGCCGAGGAGGCGCUGUACCGGGGCGGAGGCAUGUCCGUGGACUCGUACCAGCAGGGCUACCUCGGCAGCUCGCCCGCCGCCAUGCCCACCAGCCAGAUGACUAUACAUGGCACAAGCAACAAUACUCAAAUGUUAAUGUCAGAGGAGUCGAUCAAGAACGAGCAACAGAUGCGCGCGUACGAGGGCUCGCGAAUGUUCGCGCAGGGCGAGAUGCAGGGCAUGAUGGGCGCGGAGCUGAUGCCUCAGUACGGGUAUGAGCCGGCGCCGGCGCCCGACGCGCCGCUGCAGCCCUACGCGGGCAAAGCGCGGCUGCAGCACGUGGCGGCGCCCAAGAUCGUCACGCAGCCCGACUCCUACUACAAGUAUACUGCAGCGGUGCCGCCGUCCCAAACAGCGCCGGAGACAGUGACGCUUCUCCAACAGCCGCUGCCGAGUUCAAAGUACGCGUCCACCCUCGUGCUGCAAGGGCGCGGCUACCCGCGAUCGAGCGACAAGCGGCGGCCGCACUACGCGCCCGCGCCGCCUGCGCCGCCGCCCGCGCCGCCUUACCAGCCCUACCCGCAGCAGAUGUCGAGCCAGCCGAGCUACGAGGCGCGGCCGCGGCCGGCGGCGCCCAUGCAAUACCUGCCGGCGCCCGAGGCCUACAAGCCGAAGCCCGCGGCGCCCAACCAGCGCUCCUUCAAGAUGCCCUCGCCUCCUCUCGUGGCAGCUACCUCACAGCAGGUGUCAGGCGCCGGCAGCUCAGGGCAGGCUGGUAGCAGCUCGGGCAGCCCGGGCCGCAAGGAGCAGUUCCGCUCGCACAGCCUGCCGCUAGGCGCGCAGCUCAACGCCGACUGGUCGCUCAGCGCGCCCGCCCACGCCCACGCGCCGCCCCACGCCCACGAUACGCACUCGAGGCAUACCGCCAGGGCCCGCGAGAGCACGCCGAGCGCGCUGCGCAUGCGCUCUCGCUCGCAGUCGGGCGGCGGCGAGGCGGGCGCGCGGCCGCCGCUCAACAGCGUGGCGUCCGAGCCCAGCCUGCCGCAGGCCAGCGUCAUGCUCGCGCAGCUGCUCUCCGCGCAGCACUCUAAAAGCGUGUACAAAAUGGGGAGUAAUGAGGAAGUCGCCGGAGGAUCGGAUCCGAAGUCCCCAAUUCGGAAAGGCCAGCCCUCGCCUAUCGGCAGUGAUAUAAUGUCACCACAUCCGUCGCUGUCGCCGCCCACGUCGCCGGGCUCGCCGCGCGCUGGCUCCCCGCGCGAGCCGCGCCGCACGCACCUGCACGCCGAGCAGAAGCGCCGCUACAACAUCAAGAACGGCUUCGACACGCUGCAGGCGCUCAUCCCGCACCUCAACGCCAACCCCGCCGCCAAGGUAGCUAUAAUGACUGGCCUAAUGUUAUAUUAUAAGCCGCGCCGCACGCACCUGCACGCCGAGCAGAAGCGCCGCUACAACAUCAAGAACGGCUUCGACACGCUGCAGGCGCUCAUCCCGCACCUCAACGCCAACCCCGCCGCCAAGGUAGCUAUAAUGACUGGCCUAAUGUUAUAUUAUAAGCCGCGCCGCACGCACCUGCACGCCGAGCAGAAGCGCCGCUACAACAUCAAGAACGGCUUCGACACGCUGCAGGCGCUCAUCCCGCACCUCAACGCCAACCCCGCCGCCAAGGUAGCUAUAAUGACUGGCCUAAUGUUAUAUUAUAAGCCGCGCCGCACGCACCUGCACGCCGAGCAGAAGCGCCGCUACAACAUCAAGAACGGCUUCGACACGCUGCAGGCGCUCAUCCCGCACCUCAACGCCAACCCCGCCGCCAAGGUAGCUAUAAUGACUGGCCUAAUGUUAUAUUAUAAGCCGCGCCGCACGCACCUGCACGCCGAGCAGAAGCGCCGCUACAACAUCAAGAACGGCUUCGACACGCUGCAGGCGCUCAUCCCGCACCUCAACGCCAACCCCGCCGCCAAGGUAGCUAUAAUGACUGGCCUAAUGUUAUAUUAUAAGCCGCGCCGCACGCACCUGCACGCCGAGCAGAAGCGCCGCUACAACAUCAAGAACGGCUUCGACACGCUGCAGGCGCUCAUCCCGCACCUCAACGCCAACCCCGCCGCCAAGGUAGCUAUAAUGACUGGCCUAAUGUUAUAUUAUAAGCCGCGCCGCACGCACCUGCACGCCGAGCAGAAGCGCCGCUACAACAUCAAGAACGGCUUCGACACGCUGCAGGCGCUCAUCCCGCACCUCAACGCCAACCCCGCCGCCAAGAUUAGCAAAGCUGCAAUGUUACAAAAAGGCGCCGAAUAUAUCAAACAAUUGAAAGCUGAGAGGAAUCAAAUAAAAGAAGAAAUGGAAAGUCUUCGGCAACAAACAGAAAGUUUAAAUAACUCAAUAUCCAACUGCCACUCGCUGCUGCCGGCGACGGGCGCGCCGGUGUCGCGCGCGCGCGCCGGCCGCCUGCGCGAGAUGUUCGCGCGCCACGUGGCCAACCGCACCAUGCACAACUGGAAGUAUUGGCUCUUUAGCGUGGUAGCCGCGGCGCUGGUGGACUCGUUCAGCGCAUGCGUGUCGUGCGGCAGCGGCGCCGACCUCGUGCGCACCACGCUGCUGUGGGCCGAGCAGCACUGCUCGCUCGUGGAGAUGAGACCAGGUGAGAUAUGAGCUUUAUGUUCCUUAGCGCAAGGUUCAGUUUAGCGUGGCAGCCGCGGCGCUGGUGGACUCGUUCAGCACAUGCGUGUCGUGCGGCAGCGGCGCCGACCUCGUGCGCACCACGCUGCUGUGGGCCGAGCAGCACUGCUCGCUCGUGGAGAUGAGACCAGGUGAGAUUUGAGCUUUAUGUUCCUUGGAGUAAGGUUCAGUUUAGCGUGGCAGCCGCGGCACUGGUGGACUCGUUCAGCGCAUGCGUGUCGUGCGGCAGCGGCGCCGACCUCGUGCGCACCACGCUGCUGUGGGCCGAGCAGCACUGCUCGCUCGUGGAGAUGAGACCAGGUGAGAUAUGAGCUUUAUGUUCCUUAGCGCAAGGUUCAGUUUAGCGUGGCAGCCGCGGCGCUGGUGGACUCGUUCAGCACAUGCGUGUCGUGCGGCAGCGGCGCCGACCUCGUGCGCACCACGCUGCUGUGGGCCGAGCAGCACUGCUCGCUCGUGGAGAUGAGACCAGGUGAGAUUUGAGCUUUAUGUUCCUUGGAGUAAGGUUCAGUUUAGCGUGGCAGCCGCGGCACUGGUGGACUCGUUCAGCGCAUGCGUGUCGUGCGGCAGCGGCGCCGACCUCGUGCGCACCACGCUGCUGUGGGCCGAGCAGCACUGCUCGCUCGUGGAGAUGAGACCAGGUGAGAUGUGAGCUUUAUGUUCCUUGGAGUAAGGUUCAGUUUAGCGUGGCAGCCGCGGCACUGGUGGACUCGUUCAGCGCAUGCGUGUCGUGCGGCAGCGGCGCCGACCUCGUGCGCACCACGCUGCUGUGGGCCGAGCAGCACUGCUCGCUCGUGGAGAUGAGACCAGGUGAGAUAUGAGCCUUAUGUUCCUUGGAGUAAGGUUCAGUUUAGCGUGGUAGCCGCGGCGCUGGUGGACUCGUUCAGCGCAUGCGUGUCGUGCGGCAGCGGCGCCGACCUCGUGCGCACCACGCUGCUGUGGGCCGAGCAGCACUGCUCGCUCGUGGAGAUGA
This is a messenger RNA of Ostrinia nubilalis (European corn borer), 4698 nucleotides long. RefSeq names its product MLX-interacting protein (gene Mondo). NCBI's taxonomy places the organism in Eukaryota, Metazoa, Arthropoda, Insecta, Lepidoptera, Crambidae. The coding region runs from base 168 to 3701 and encodes 1177 amino acids. Gene Ontology annotation, biological process: regulation of transcription by RNA polymerase II. The record is from RefSeq and is a predicted model, not a curated record. Gene Ontology annotation, molecular function: DNA-binding transcription factor activity, RNA polymerase II-specific; protein dimerization activity; RNA polymerase II cis-regulatory region sequence-specific DNA binding. The transcript is spliced from 18 exons. Gene Ontology annotation, cellular component: nucleus.